AUGGGUGAUCAUACAAGCUUUCACAGCAAUGCCAAGAGUAAAGGUGAUGAUUUGAUGAGACAAGGUCAGUCUAUCAAACAUGCUUUAAAUAAGCAAACUGAUGUUGUGAAAAAUGAGUAUCGGAUCCGUUUGAGUGCUUCGAUUGAUGUUUGUAGACACUUGUUACACCAAGGCUUGUCUUUUCGUGCUCAUUAUGAGAAAGAAGACUCAACAAACAAAGGUAACUUCAUAGAGCUUCUGAAAUAUACAGCUAGUCAGAAUGAGGUUGUAAGCAAGGUUGUGUUGAACAAUGUUCCUAAAAAUAAUCAAAUGACACCUCCUCCAAUUCAGAAAGACAUUGUUCAUUGUUUUGCAGAAGAAGUACCUAGAUCUCUUAUCCAUGAAAUGGAUAAUGAUUUCUUUGGUUUGUUGGUAGAUGAAUCUGCUGAUGUUUCAGAUAAAGAGCAAAUGGCUGUGGUUUUGCGCUUUGUUGAUAAAUUCGGGUUGCUGGUUGUUGUGGCUGUUGCAAAGAAACAUUGUGAAAUUGGAGAAUUUUUUGAGAUGGUUCAUGUUUUGUUGAAUGUGGUUGGAGCUUCUUGCAAGAGAAAAAAGGUGCUCCUUGAAAAUAAUCGCAAGAGAAUAGAAAAAGGGAUUGAUAGUGGUGAAAUCAAGACAGGAACUGGGCUGAAUCAAGACCUUUCACUUACAAGACCUGGAUAUACUCGAUGGGGUUCGCAUUAUAAGACUUUACUACGUCUUGCCGAGAUGUUUCCAUGUAUUAUAGAAGUUCUUGAGCUCAUUCAGAUUGAAGGCACAUAUAGCACCAAAAGACAGCAAGCAUAUGGCCUUCUCAAAUACUUUCACACCUUUGAUUUUGUUUUUUAUCUACAACUGAUGCUUGCUGUUCUGGGACUCACUAAUAGCUUAUCAAAGGCUCUGCAGAAGAAAGAUCAAGAGAUCUUGAAUGCUAUUUCACUAGUGGAAUCUACUAAGCGGCAGUUGAAUAAGCUUAGAAAUGAUGGAUGCGAUGAUUUUGUGGCUCAAAUUUGUUCUUUUGGUGAGAAAAAUAAUACAGAAGUGCUCACUAUGGAGGAGGAAUUUGUUGAUUCAAUAAGGCCAAGGAAGAAAAGCGGAAAAACCAAUUUGCGUCACUACAAGAUAGAUUGUUUUUAUAGUGUCUUGGAUAUGCAGCUUGUAGAGUUUAACGACCGUUUUGACGAGGUAAACUCUGAACUACUUGUUUCUAUGGCAUCAUUAAGUCCGAUAGAUUCAUUUCACCAGUUUGAUAAAUCAAAGCUGGUUAGAUUAGCUGAGUUUUAUCCAGAUGAUUUUAGUCUGUUGGAGCUAAGAUCUCUUGAUCAUCAACUUGAUAUCUAUCUUGAUAAUGUGCAAAGAGAUGAAAGGUUUUCUAAGUUAGAAAGUCUUGGUGAUCUUGCUCGUGUAAUGGUUGAGACAAGGAAGCAUUUUUCUCAUCCUUUGGUUUAUCGACUUUUGAAGCUUUGUUUGAUUCUUCUUGUUGCGACCGCAACCGUCGAGAGGUGCUUUUCUUCAAUGAAUAUUGUGAAGACGGCUUCGCGUAAUAGUAUUGGCGAUGCUUUUUUAAGCGAUUGUCUAGUUUGUUUCAUUGAAAAACAGGUGCUUGAGACAGUGAAAAACGAAGUUGUGAUUAAACGAUUUCAAGAUAUGCAUGAGCGUAGAGUACAUCUUUGA
Molecule: messenger RNA, 1689 nt
Organism: Microthlaspi erraticum
Lineage: Eukaryota; Viridiplantae; Streptophyta; Magnoliopsida; Brassicales; Brassicaceae
Source: the annotation of a GenBank genome assembly